CUUAUAGCUGUACUCAUUGGUAUAAAUCAACUGCCGCAUCGUGAUGCUAUCGUAUUUGUCAGUCAUUGACCUUUUUACACUUUGAACUUCUUGGGUCUAUCUACACAAUUCUCAGUAUAGUCUUGGAAACCUUAAAAAAAUAUUUUUUCUCUUUCCUGCAGGCAUUCAUAUGUCUCAAAUUCAAAUAAUGACUAUAAAAUGUCGCGUAAAUAUUGUUUCCUCCAUGCACGCUUAGUGUGAAAAUGGAAAAGCUUCUUUCCGACACCUUCUAAGUAAAAGCAAAGUAACCAUGUCUGUAUUUCGAUUUUAAAAUUAGUAUCUAUAAUAUUUUUGAGAGCAUCAAAUGAUAUUUUCUCUCAUGAGAUCGUUCUUGAGAUUUAUGCACUGAGAAAUACCUCGAUAUUAGCCGUCAUUCGGCGUCAUACGAGGUAUUUUGCCCAAGUGUUAGACUACAAACAUGUUCUCUUCCAACUUAUUCCUUCACAUUUAGUAUAUACAUACAUACAUACAUACAUACAUAUCUGCAUACACAGCCUUUACAGAUUUCAUCGAUCUGUUCGUUACAGUCGGCUUCGCCUUAGACUUCGUUUGUUGCGCGUUCGUCUGCCACCUUUUAUCCGAUUUUUUGGCCUGCCGAGAUUUUUGAAUUGUUCAUAUAGUGUCAGUAGUAUUAAAACGGCCGGUGGGCAUCCAGCGAAAUUUUCCGCUUAACUUGACAAAUAAUUUCCGUUGCUUUAUCACUUUACUGUGAAAGUGUGUGUAGUUGUAGUUAAAAAUAUAUCAUAUAUUGGAAAAUAAAAUAUAGAAAUGGCUGAACAAAAGAAGGCUCCACUUCUCAAGAAAGAAGAAGAUUACGUGAAAGCGUUGGAUGGUUUCUUCACAAAAGAGGAUCAGGUUGCGUUGUUGCUCGAUUACGAUGGCACAUUGGCUCCACUUAGCGAAGAGCUCUCAGCCAUGCCAAAGGAUACUGAGAUCAAUAUCAAGAAAUUAGCUGCUAACGACAAAAUCUUCAUGGUUGUCUUCUCCGGACGUGAUUUGGCCGAAAUUAAGAACCACUUGAAAUUCCCCAAUGUUACCUAUGCGGGCAAUCACGGUUUGGAAGUUGAGUACCCAUCGGGCAAGAAAUUCAAGAUUGAAAUGCCAGAAGAACUCUUGAAGAAACAUCAAGAACUCGUCAACGAACUUAAAGAAAAGGUGGUUUUACACGGCGCCUGGGUUGAGGACAAGAAAAUCUCCGUUACAUACCACUACAAGGGUGUCAAUGACAAACUGAAGGCCAAAUUGAUCGAAACUGCCAAGGGUCUGAUUCAAGGACAUGGCUUCCAGCUGAUCGAAACUCCAUACGCUUUGGAGGGCAAACCACGCGUCAACUGGGACAAAGGUGAGGGCGCCAAAAUGAUUUUGGAGAAACACUUCGAAGCCGAUUGGGAUAAGAAACUGAAGAUCAUUUACGCCGGUGACGAUACCACCGAUGAGGAUGCCAUCAAAGUACUCCAUGGCUUGGGCAAAACUUUCCGCGUCUCUGAGCUGCCAACACUGAAGACUUAUGCCAAUUAUCAAAUCAAAACCGUCGAAGAAGUUGGCUGGCUACUGAAAGCCAUUCAAUCGGUCUAUGAGGUCAAGAAGAAGUAAACAUAGCAGUUGUCAAUAUUUAAAAUUCCAAAAAAAAAAA
Molecule: messenger RNA, 1672 nt
Organism: Bactrocera tryoni
Lineage: Eukaryota; Metazoa; Arthropoda; Insecta; Diptera; Tephritidae
Product: trehalose-phosphate phosphatase B
Exons: 4
Coding region: 808-1632 (274 amino acids)
Biological process (GO): trehalose biosynthetic process
Molecular function (GO): trehalose-phosphatase activity
Source: RefSeq, a predicted model, not a curated record